AUGAUCGACAAAAUUUUUGGACAUCUUAUGAAAGUGUUGGUGUUUACACCAUCAAAAGAUUUUGAUGACUUUGUUGGCAUGGAAGCUCGUAUCAAGGAGAUAAAGCUGUUGUUGAGCCAACAAUCCGAUGAUGACGUUAAGAUCAUAGGGAUCGUGGGUCCUGCUGGGAUUGGUAAAACGAGCGCUGCCAGAGUUUUGUACAACCGGUUCUCUCUUGAUUUUGAGUUCAGCACGUUUAUUGAGGAUAUCAGGGGGAGUAGUGAGAUGCCUUCUCUCGGUGGCUCCCAUCAUAAGUAUCAGUUGGAUUACCAGAAAGAAUUACUGUAUAGGAUUUUCAACCAAAAGGAUAUUAAGGUUGAUCACUUGGGACUGGCUAAGCAAAGGCUAAGAGACAAAAGAGUGUUGAUUGUUCUUGAUGAAGUGGAUUGCUUGUUGAAACUAGAGGCAAUGGCAAACAAGCCUGAUUGGUUUGGUCCCGGAAGUAUAGUUGAGGCAUUUGAGAUCUUCUGCCAAUAUGCUUUUCGUCAAAAAACUCCAGAUGCUGGUUUUUAUGGGCUUGCUUGGGAAGUUACUGAACUUGCUGGUCGUCUUCCUCUAGAUUGUGAUUUGGAUGUGGACCAUGGGCUUCAUAACUUAGAGCAGAAAAGUCUCAUAUCCAUUGAAUACGGAUAUUUAGAGAUGCAUAGAUUACUGCAACAAAUGGGUAGAGAUAUUGUGAAGAAAAUGACGGAGGAGAUUGGAAAGCGACAGUUCUUGACGGAUACAAAGGAUAUUUCUGAUUUACUUGAAGAUGAAGAUACUGGUACUACUGGAAACAAAGUUAUAGGCUUAAAGCUAAAACUGUUCAUGUCAUGGAUAGAGAAGGAUCUCAGAAUAAGUAAAAGUGCCUUCAAAGGGAUGAAGAAUCUCCAGUUUCUAGUAAUCGACUCUAGGAACGUGCGCAUACCCAAAGACCUCAGCUGUCUUCCCAACAAACUCAGAUUUCUAGAGUGGCAUAACUAUCCAUUGACUUUUUUGCCUUGCAAGUUUUCUGGCAAGUUUCUUGUCGAACUGAUCAUGACAGACAGCAAACUUAAGAAGCUUUGGGAUGGAAUCAAACCUCUCCUACGUCUCAAGCGGAUGGUUUUGAGGGGGUCUCGGUGUCUGAAAGAGAUUCCGGAUCUCUCAGAUGCGACGAGUCUCGAGGAACUAGAUCUCGAUGAUUGCCAAGGUUUGUUAGAGCUCCCAAGCACGAUUGGCAAUGCCACUAAGCUUAAAAGGUGCAUACUUAGCCGUUGCUUUCUUUUGAAGAAGCUCCCCUCUUCUAUGGGUAGGUUAAUCAAUCUCGAGGAACUAGAUCUCGACGAGUGCGAAAGCUUGUUAAAGCUCACAAGCACUAUUGGCAAUGCCACUAAGCUUAAAAGGUGCAUACUUAGCGGCUGCGUUCUUUUGAAGAAGCUCCCCUCUUCUAUGGGUAGAUUAAUCAAUCUCGAGGAAUUGGAUCUCAUACAGAGCACGGGUUUGAAAGAACUCAGUGGUUUCUCGAGUCUGGAAAAACUCAGUGGUUGCUCGAGUUUGAAAACACUCAAUCUGAGCUGGACUGGAAUAUGGGAAGUGCCGUCACCAAUCAGAUUUAAUUGGUCUUGUCUUAAUAAAUUGGAUAUGUCUGGGCGUAGAAACCUCAAGGAGUUCCCAAAUGUUCCUGACAGCAUUGUAGAGUUGGUGUUGUGCAAGACAAGUAUCGAGGAAAUUCCUCCAUGGAUUGAGAAUCUGUCUCGUCUGCGCAAACUAAUCAUGUAUGGAUGCGAGAAGCUGAGAAAGAUAUCUCGGAACGUUUCUAAGUUAGAGAAUCUUGAGUUUCUUGGUCUACGUAACAGUGGCGAAAGUGAGGAUGAUGAUGUGGGUGUAAAUGAAGAUCAUCCUGACAUAUUUGAAGCAGUAUUCAAGUGGGGGGACCCUCACUUGAAGCGCGGUUGGACAUUACUAUCAGACUUAGAGGUUGACUACAUUUUAUCGAGAUGUCUACCCGCGAAGGCGCUAUCAUUAUGUUUAAGGAGUUACGGUAUCUACGCUAUUCCAGAUUGCAUCAGAAGCCUCUCGGGACUCAUUAAGCUUGACGUCAAAGGAUUCAGAGUGCUCGAAGCACUUCCACCCCUUCCAGAUUCCCUUCUAUGUAGAUGCAGAAGACUGUGUAGAAUUGAAGAGAAUAAAAUCUUCUUUUCAAAAUUCCAAUAUUUGCCUAAACUUUGCCGGCUGCCUCAGCCUGAAUCAAAACGCUAA
Brassica napus (rape) is the source of this 2259-nucleotide messenger RNA. Its product is annotated as disease resistance-like protein DSC2. NCBI's taxonomy places the organism in Eukaryota, Viridiplantae, Streptophyta, Magnoliopsida, Brassicales, Brassicaceae. Gene Ontology annotation, biological process: defense response. The coding region runs from base 1 to 2259 and encodes 752 amino acids. The transcript is spliced from 5 exons. The record is from RefSeq and is a predicted model, not a curated record.